This is a messenger RNA of Mytilinidion resinicola, 2340 nucleotides long. Its product is annotated as kinesin light chain 1. The transcript has 6 exons. Bases 1 to 2340 code for a protein of 779 amino acids. Gene Ontology annotation, molecular function: protein binding. The record is from RefSeq and is a predicted model, not a curated record. NCBI's taxonomy places the organism in Eukaryota, Fungi, Ascomycota, Dothideomycetes, Mytilinidiales, Mytilinidiaceae.
AUGCGUCUUCUGAAGCGCUUACUGGGCGGCGACUUCGAGCUGAUCUCUUUCAAAGAUGACGACCUUCCCCCGUAUGCCAUCCUAUCGCACACCUGGACCGAGGGUCAAGAAGUCACGUACAAUGAGCUGGUAGCCGGCACAGGCAAGGACAAGACUGGCUACGCCAAAAUCCGCUUCUGCGGCAGACGAGCUGCAGCGCAUGGCCUCCAAUAUUUCUGGGUCGAUACCUGCUGCAUUGACAAGUCUACCAGCGAUGAGCUUAAUGUCUCUGUGCCGGAGGAGGUCUCCAACGCCGAGGCCUUCCAGAUAACGUGGGCGGAAGCCUUUCGACGGAGCCGAUGGUUCACGCGAGGCUGGACGUUGCAAGAGCUCUUAGCGCCUACUAGCGUUGAGUUCUUCUCUAAAGAGGGCAAGCGGCUAGGCAGUAGGAUAUCGUUGGAGCAGGAAAUCCAUCAAAUUACCAGGAUUCCUGUCGGAGUGUUGAGAGGGCAGAGUCUCGCCGCGCUUAGUGUUGAGGAGCGAAUGAGCUGGGCAGCCAAACGCACAACAACGUUGAAAGAGGACAAAGUAUAUUGUCUACUGGGAAUCUUUGGGGUAUUCUUAUCACUUAUCUAUGGAGAAGGAGAAGCAUACGCAACUCUACGGCUAAGAGAGGAGAUACAGAAGCGGCAGGAAGGGCGGAGAACUGAAAGCCUGCAUGACUUGUCUGUCUCCUUGUUAUUGCCUUUUCCAAGAAACGAACUCUUCAUCGGACGAAAAGACCAGCUUCAAUCUCUCGAACAAUGCCUCCUUUCGCCUAACACCCACCGACGCAUAACAAUAUGUGGACUGGGAGGUUGCGGGAAAUCAGCACUUGCCCUUGAACGUCUGGUUUUCUGGGUGCCUGCUAUUAGCCAAGAGAGCUUCGAGCUUGCCUAUCGGGAGAUCGGAAUCCGCCUCCAUAUACCAGGGAUUACCGAUGAUAAGGCAGAUAUAAGGAAGCUUCUAAUGAUUGUUGAUAAUGCCGAUGACCCUGGAGUCCUAUUAGGUACCACUUCUAGCGAUCCGAUGUUAGGCCGAUUGAGCGACUGUCUCCCACACAGUAAUAGAGGCACAAUCCUUUUCACUGCUCGGAGCAAGAAGGCGGCCGGAGAUCUAACGCAGAGUAGUAUCUUAGAGCUGAAUGAUAUGAGUAAAGCUGAGACUAGGCAGCUGCUAGCGCGACGAAUAACGAAGCAAGCGUUGCUUGAUGACGAGAUGGCUGUUGACGAACUGCUAGAGAUACUUACAUAUCUACCGCUUGCUAUUGUGCAGGCAGCCGCGUUCAUUAACAAUAACAAUAUAUCAGUAUCCGAGUACAUAUCAUUGUUCCGACAUACUGGUAUAGAGACCGAGCUCUUCAGCGAGCAUUUUGAAGACCCCAGCAGAUACCGAGAGAUGGACAGCACAAUUGCAAAGACGUGGCAUAUCUCCUUUGAUCAGAUAUGUAAGCAAGACCGGCUUGCUGCAGAGUACCUUUCGUUCAUGGCGUGCAUCGAUCGCAUCAACAUUCCCCAGUCGCUCUUACCUCCUGGAGGCUCCUUGGUGCAGCAAGUUAAAGCGCUUGGGACCCUGACAGGAUAUGCGUUCAUUAUGGAGCGCCGGCAGACGGUACAAGAGCCGGACAGAGAGAGGUUCUUCGAUAUGCACCGAUUGGUCCACAUGGCGUCUGUCUGGUGGCUGGACGGACAUGGUGAGCGGGCGACUUGGGCGGGCACAGCAGUGGCACGGCUUGAGGAGCUAGUGCCGCCCGGCGGGCAUGAGAGGAAGGAAAUAUGGACGACAUACCUCUCGCACGCAAUCUACGCGGCUAGACCUAACGGCACAGUGGACGAAACAGCAAGGGCUUCGCUUCUAGACCGGGUGGGACGAUGUCAAACGAGCCUCGGGCAAUAUUCAGCAGCAGAAACAACGCACCGAGAAGUAUUAUUAUUGAGAGAAAAGAGUUUAGGAGAGGAGCACUACCAGACACUUGCAAGUAUGAAUGAAGUUGGAAUAACACUUAUCUACCGGGGAAGGUACGAGGCGGCGGAAUCGAUGAACAGGCAGACGCUGGCGCGGAGUGAGAAGUACGAGGAGGCGGAAUCGAUGAACAGGCAGACGCUGGCGCGGAGUGAGAAGGUGCUUGGGCCUGAGCAUCCACACACGCUGACAAGCGUAUACUGCCUCGCUCACCUCCUUGCAAAUCGGCAUCGCUACGGCGAGUCUCGUGUUCUGUACAAAAGAGCGUGCGCUGCUUACCGCACUGUCCUGGGGAACGAUCAUCCGACUACCCGCGCGUGUCGCCAACAUUAUUCCAGCAUGCUUGCGUCGCAAGAGUAG